This is a messenger RNA of Wasmannia auropunctata (little fire ant), 5658 nucleotides long. RefSeq lists its product as uncharacterized. Gene Ontology annotation, biological process: nervous system development; neurogenesis. Gene Ontology annotation, molecular function: ATP hydrolysis activity. The record is from RefSeq and is a predicted model, not a curated record. Bases 192 to 4970 code for a protein of 1592 amino acids. NCBI's taxonomy places the organism in Eukaryota, Metazoa, Arthropoda, Insecta, Hymenoptera, Formicidae. The transcript is spliced from 8 exons.
AAAAAAUUUAAUUUUCGAUUUUUAUUCAAAUGAAAAAAUGGAGUCUUAAAAAUUAGAAAAAGAAUAUUUACGAUAUCUUUGACCGUUAUCUUCUUUCGUUUCUUCAAGACGUGUUAUCUCUUAAAAUAUGUAUCAUGUGAACCUUUGUCGGUUUUACAUGUUAAAAAGAAGCUUGUAACGGCUCAUUGAAAAUGGACGUAAACGUAUGUUCACGUCGCGUUCAUGAUGGCUAUGCGACUAUAAGAUCGCGCGGCAGGCCGCGUGCCGUCUAUCGUUCCGACUCCGAGGAACUGUUAAAGGAGGCAGGUGGCCCGUACGCUUUGCCGCGCCUCUCCAACUUCCGGGUGGUCCCGGAAGACGCGCGACAGGUGCCCAGAUGGGCCGAUCUUGGUCAGGAUCAGCCACUGAUCGAGAAUUACGGUACUCUACGUGCCAUCAAGUCGCGGGAUUUUGAAGAGCCGCGCAAAGUAACACUGAAAACGUUCUCCCGACGGGACAGACAUGGCAGCAAUUCGAGAAACAGUGCUCCACAGGGCAAUCUUCAGCGUUUGAGGGAAAAUAAUGAUAAGAAUUGUGAAAUUACGCAAAAGAAAGAUCAUCAAGCUGAUACCAAUUUCUGCGGUCAUUAUGGAUGGAAACCAGAAGACUGCGCUUGUUACGGCUGUAACGAUCGGCGAAUUUAUGAUACGGUACCAGUGGAAGAUAAUACAACUAUUCUGAAACCCUGUGUCGUCGGCACGACUUCUCAGGAGAACAGUUUUAUUAAUAUUAAUAACAAUCGACAUGAUGUAUUUAGGAAUUCCAAGGAGGAUGUCGAGAAUUUCAACAAUCGCUCUGUAAAAGAUUCGAGAAACAAUUGUAUUUUAAAAAAUAAAGAUAAUCCUUACGUUGAAAUGGAGAAUGACAAACGAAAGAGCGCUAAAGAUCUGGAAAAUAUAAAAAAUGAUCUUCUCAAGAAUUCAAAGAGCACGUCCGUCUUCAAUAAUGACCUGGAGAAACGAAGAUUUUCCAAAGACCAGCAUCCCAUCUAUGCAGUUCCUCAAGUGUUCUCCAAGCCCAGACGCGAACGUCGAUUGAUCGUAAUUGACGGAAACUACGUUCCUAGCGGUGAUCUCUACCGUACUACGGCCAAAUACAUCGAAGACAUCAACCGGAAUCUUGCGGAGAUCGAUAAAAGUUACGAAGUGAUGAAAGCGAGUCCUAGAACUUACGGAGUGAUCAACAGAAUCGCCAAAGGCGAAUUGCUACCGCAAGAUCAAUCUGGAAAUCUCUUUGGCUACGUGAGAAAGAGAAAUAUGGCACCCAUGUUGCCCAUUAGUGCCGAUAUAGAAGAAGUUGUUGAAGAAACGAAUGAAAAGGAAUUCAGGAAGGAUACCAAGUAUUUUCGCAGACCCAAUUCCAAAGGUAGACUUCCGCCGAAAGUCUUACCGAGAUCCUCAUCCAUUGAGAAUACGUCCAGACACUCGACGGGAUCCACCACCGCCUCAUCAAGCAAAUCUACUGAAUCUUUAUAUGCAAUCAGUGAAUCUUUGACGGAAUUACCGAAGAUUUGCGAUUUUCAGAAACAAAAUUCACCCUCGAACAAAAUUUCUCAGGAGCUGGUAUUGAAAAAAAGCAACUCGCAAAAUCAAUCAAAGUUUAAUAUCGACAAGGAUAUCCCGAAAAGAAGCAAAUCUGCAGGUUUGGAGAUCAAAGAUUCAUCGUCCUCGACAGACGACGAAAUUUCGAUUCAGAAGGAUCGAUUGCCGGUCACCAGUGCGAUUCGCAGGAAUCGCUCUCGAGUCGACCAGGAGAAAUCAUUGCUGAGGAAAGAACGAGCUUCUAACGAGGUCCUGGAGACCUCGUUACUAGGCAAACUAGAGCACGUGCGGUCUAUGGAGAAUCGUUUAAAAGACCGUCGAUACGACACAUUGCCAUCGAGAAGACCCAGAAUCUCUUCGAGACCGCUUCACAAGUCCAGCGAGGACGUCCUUGAUGGUGAAAGGUUUUCUCAUGACGAUUCUGAUCUACAAAAAUCUUGCUCAAAUGAUAAUGAUGUCAAUCGGAAACAAAUCGCCGAUGAAAAUCUCGCGGAAGCUCAACAAGGUUGUUUUUACAUCGUGGACGCCACCGAUGUGAUUCUCAAAGGACAAUUAGAGCGAUCCAAUCGCUUACAGCGGCAAGAUCUCUUUCCCAGAACUAGACACAAUUCUUUGGAAUCUAAGGAAGCAGACGCCAAGGUUCAAGCUAGCGCUUUCGCUACUCUUCCGAGAAGAGGAAAUCUCGCCAAGGAUCAGCCCGAUUCUCUUAGGAGAUUCUCUGGGAACGGACCCACCUUGGAGCCUUUAUACGAACAUGCGGUUAGUGAUCCUGUGAAACCACGAGAAAUCCAAAAUGUGAUACCCUGGUGGGAGCUGGCCACCAGGAAGUACAGGCAUCGCAGUUGUCCAUCUUUACAGGCGCAUGUAGUCUCAGCUUUUGAGCAAUCGCUAUCCAAUAUGACCCAGAGAUUGCAGCAACUCACAGCUACAGCUGAGAAGAAGGAUUCUGAACUUCAGGAACUUCGAGAAACGAUCGAGAGGCUGCGCAAGCAAAGUGCCGAAGCUGGAUUGAACAACGGUCCAACUGCGAACAAUGGUCGGCGUCAUACUUUAGGUGAUUCCGAAUCCGGUACCACCGGCUGCACCGGCAACAGUAGCAACAACCACCAUCAGGGCGCAUCGAUGGCAAGACAGCUGUCCGCGGACAGCGUGACGUCUCUGAACUCGUUAAGCAGCGCCUGCUCGGCCAGCAGCAAUCAUCACAAGAAGAAGGGUUGGCUACGCAGCUCUUUCUCCAAGGCCUUCUCGAGGUCACGUAAAAAUCGACACGGUUCGGUCUCCGAUGCCGAAGAUUGCAAGGAGAGCCCUGGCGGUGACCUGAGCGCUCCCAAUAGUCCUAGACUGCCAACCGCGUCCAAACACGAGUCUUUGAGAACGCAAACCGCGAGGAGCAACGGCCAGAAAUCUCCCGAUCAUGAGAAUCCUUUAUCGGGAAGCAAGAGCAGCUCGGCGUUGUACAAGAAAGAUGACGAAGACGUGGAUGAAUUGAAGAAGCAAUUGAGGGAGAAGGACUUGGUGCUCACAGAUAUCAGAUUGGAAGCGUUAUCUUCAGCUCAUCAGCUGGAGUCUUUGAAGGAUACGGUCAUCAAGAUGAGGUACGAAAUGCUGAACUUGAAGCAGAACAAUGAGCGUCUCCAGCGACUAGUGACCUCAAAGUCGCUUACUUCAUCACAGUCCUCUCUACCUAGUGACCCAGAUCGACGCUUCAGCAUGACCGAGGUGGCAUCGAGUGUCGCAGCGUUAUCGAACGGCGAUAUCAGUUCCACGGCCGAUCAACUGGAAGAUCUCAACGUUCCGAUCGAACAUUCCGUGGUACCGUCGAGCGCGACAACGGAACCAGUUCUCGAGCAAGACACUGACGGCAAGAGGAUCAACGUGGCCGUCUAUCUCGGCAGUGAACGAAAUUUCAAUUACAAUUUGAUUACCGGGAGCUCCGCCGACGGCACUAUAGGCGAACCGCCACAUUGCGUGAUCGCCAAUGUGUGCAUUAGCAACAAGACCAGCUGGGACGCGUUGGAUUCUAUAGUGAGGCGUUGCUUCAAGGAGUACGUUUCCCGGGUGGAUCCCGUGACAAAUCUGGGUCUUGGCGUCGAAUGUGUUGCCGCGUAUCAUCUCGGCGAGGCUUCUAGAUGCACUACCGAUUCUCAGCAUCCUGAGUUGUUACCCUGCGGUUACUUAGUCGGCCACGUGAAGACUAUCUAUCUAGUAUUGUCAGGCUACUCCUGGCUAGCGGUGGACACCUUGAUACCGCGCUCCAUCGUUCAGCGACUGAUCUCCCUCCUGACGGAACAUCGUAGAGUAAUUCUGUGCGGACCAAGUGGUACAGGGAAGAGUUAUUUAGCUGGAAAAUUGGCGCAUGCUCUAGUAGACGCUGACAGCGACACGAAAGACGCCGCCGCCGUUGCAACUUUCAAUGUCGAUCACAAAUCCAGCAAAGAAUUACGCCAAUAUCUCGCACACAUCGCUGAAAGAUGCGAUUCGAAUGCCGCUGACGAACUACCUAGGGUGAUUAUUUUGGAAAAUCUUCAACACGCGGCAUCUCUGGGCGAACUCUUCAGUGGGCUCUUAGGAACCAGGCACUCAUCAUGUCCUGCUAUCAUCGGUACUAUGAGCCAGGCCACCUGCAGUACCACCAAUUUGCAGUUACAUCAUAAUUUCAGGUGGGUAUUAUGCGCGAAUCACAUGGAGCCGGUCAAGGGAUUCCUAGGGCGUUAUUUGAGAAGGAAAUUACUGGAGCACGAACUACGUGAAUGCGCCGGAACAAGGAACGCGGAAAUGGCGGCAGUAGUCGAAUGGUUGCCGCGUGUAUGGCUGCAUCUUAAUAAGUUCCUAGAAACCCAUAGCAGCUCCGACGUUACAAUAGGACCACGGCUCUUCCUAUCAUGUCCGAUGGAAGUGGCUGGAUCUCAAGUGUGGUUUACCGACUUGUGGAACUAUUCGGUAAUACCUUACUUAGUGGAAGCGGUCAGGGAAGGAUUGACACUAUACGGAAGACGCGUAAGCGGCAACGGAAAUGGCGAACCCACAUGGGAGGAUCCAGCGCAAUUCAUCACGUCAAGCUAUCCAUGGCUCUCGACGCAUGCUGUGCAUGGCGGCAGCGAUGCUCUUCUUCGUCUGAGACCUGAAGACGUGGGAUACGAUGUCGUCUCCAGCGGGCACACUUCCGGUGUGGGCGCCUCCAGUGUAAAGAGCCUCGGAAGUACUCACAGUGAUACCGAAGGAGAUCCUCUGCUUAAUAUGCUGAUGAGACUUCAGGAAGCGGCUAAUUACUCAAGUCCGCAUAGCAACGACAGCGAUUCGGUGACGUCCCUUGACUCGUCACAUACUCGCCAUUCAGAAGAUUUGAGCAGUUCGACAUCUUCGUCAAGAGGAGUAGAAUCGGCACUUUAAAUUAGCAAGAUAUCAUCGCCGAAAGGUCAACAUACGCAUAUUGACCGUUUCACAAUUAAAAAUACUAUAAAAAGGUCAGAUCAAUAGCUCUCACAAGUAAACAAUCAUUCCGAUCGCCGAAUUCAAAGCAAGGGAGAAUUAUUUAUAAAUAAAAGGUAAUUAUAAACCAAGGAUCUUUAUCAGGGAAAAUAAUCAGCGCAAUGUUUUUUAAGAUUAAAAUUCAAGAAGAAAGUUACAGAUAUCGCUAAAUCAUACUUCCGAAUCGAGAUGAAAGCUCAGUUAAACAUAACGAUAAUUCUUAUCGUAAUAAACAUCAAUUUGCAUACUUAAGGACCCUCUGAAAUAAUAAUGCAAUAAAAUUAAAAGAAGUCACGAAACGCCAGCUAUUUUAAGAUCGCACUAUUUUAAUACCAACAAUAGCUUCGUAAUGAGCUAACAAUAAGAGGGAUUUGAGAUGCCUAUUAAAGCUGGCCUAGAUUUAUAGAUUUCUACGUGCAUCCAGCAUCUAGGUGUGAUAUGUAAUAUUAAUAAAUACACGAAGAAUGAAUAAGCGGCGACUUUUCGUUCCUAAGAAAAAUAUAUAAACCGAAAGAAAUCCAUUCUAUGAAAAUUAGUUUUACAUUUUUGGAAUUGAGAAAACUUAAAAUUUUUUAUUUAGUUAAAGCUAAUGAGGAUUUGGAAAAUUAAA